AACAAGAUAGUCGUGUUAUUGAUUUCUCAUAAUUUGUUUUCUUUUUUCGGUUGUUACAGAGGAUAGUUAUACCACAAGACAUGAGAGUAAACUUGCUUCCUCCACUUUAUGCUACUAAUAAUUUGCACGUAGAUAUUGAGAAACGAUGGAAGCAUUUAGUUGUAGAGGUUGUUGAUAGUUUGCUUUGGAUUUCUCCUCAACUGGACACCAUAUCUUUUAACGAGGCUCGAGUCUUAAAGACCCUGAAGUUUAUACACGAAGAUGCAUCAAAUGAAGAUGAGAAGUCUUGUUGUGCAUCGCUACCUUGGAAAUGUUGGAGGCAUAAGUUAAAGCAAGUCAAGAUGCAAAACUUUUCAUGUAUGGAGCAACAAGAGUUGAGAGACUAUUUUUUCACAAAUGCACAUAUCUCAGAGAUAAUUGACGUUCCCUCAGAAUGAGUCGAGUCCAAGAUUUUAUUUCAAUACAUGUACCUUAGAUAGAAGCUUCCAUGGGUUCUUCAGUGGGUAUCUUUUCAAACUAAUUUUAUAUCUAAGGACAAAACUCUAUACCUCAUAACAUGAAUAGUCGUUCACUUCAUUCGGCAGCUCUCUCAGACUUUUUCACAUUUAAAAAUGUAUUCUACAUUCUUCUCUGUAGUUUCACUCAGAGCAAGCCAGUCUUUAUUCUGCACUAUUACUACCAUUUUAUGUUUUUCUUUGCUGUAAGUGGAACUAC
Messenger RNA from Nicotiana tabacum (common tobacco), 714 nucleotides. Lineage: Eukaryota; Viridiplantae; Streptophyta; Magnoliopsida; Solanales; Solanaceae. The record is from RefSeq and is a predicted model, not a curated record.